Phalaenopsis equestris is the source of this 5850-nucleotide messenger RNA. RefSeq lists its product as uncharacterized. Lineage: Eukaryota; Viridiplantae; Streptophyta; Magnoliopsida; Asparagales; Orchidaceae. The record is from RefSeq and is a predicted model, not a curated record. Gene Ontology annotation, molecular function: protein binding.
AUGUUACGGGAAAGUGUUGCGGCGAAGAGUUGCGGUGAAGAGUUGCAGCAAAGUGUUGCGGUGACAUGUUGCGACAAAAUAUUGCCGCGAAUUGUUGCGGCGAAAUGUUGCGGCGAAGAGUUGAGGCGAAACGUUGCGGCGGAGCGUCAGUACGGGGUGUUGCAGCGACGCUUUGUGACGGGGCGUCGCGACCACGAGACACGUUGUGAUGGAGCGUCGCAUAUUCCGAAGGAGAUUCUCGUGCUGCCUUCUGAGGUCUUUAAGUGUAUCUGUGCCGAGGUCUUUGAUGUAUCUGUGCCUUAUGAGGCUUGUAGCCUUCUGAGGUCUUUGAGUGAAGACCCUGUCGACCGCUUAAAUGAAGCUCGCGUCCUCCUCCGAGUCCUUAUCGUCACCCGCCUCCCUAUUCCCAGCCGUACAGGAUGUUCGGCAGGCGGAGGCCUGGGAAUUCGCCGAGACGCGCCAGGCUGCUGCAGUUGCGGGCCAGGAAGCACACGGUGCGCGCGCCCGGUUUCGGCGGCUGCUCAGGUCAGGGCGGGAAGGGAGAGCGGCGGACAGGAGUCGGUGUGGGUGGAGAGACGAGGGGAGCAUUCGGUACUGUGUCGGUGGUCGGUGGCGCAGUUUCCUCGCGCAAAGGCACGCGCUCUCUGGAGCCGCUACUUUGAGGUCGGGGGCUACGACUGCCGCCUUUUAAUCUACCCAAAAGGGGACUCACAGGCCCUACCAGGCUACUUCUCCGUCUAUCUUCAGAUCGUCGACCCACGAGGUUCCUCCUCUUCCAAAUGGGACUGCUUCGCUAGCUACCGACUCUCUGUCGUCAACCACCAAGACGAUUCUAAAUCCAUCACCCGCGACUCGUGGCAUCGGUUCUCCUCCAAAAAGAAAUCCCAUGGGUGGUGCGACUUCACCCCCUCGUCCGCCAUACUCGACCCUCGAGCGGGGUUCCUUUCUUCCCCAUCUGACUCUCUUCUCAUCACAGCUGAUAUCCUUCUCCUCCACGAGUCCGUCUCCUUCUCCCGAGACAGUGCUGGUUCUGCAUCUCUCGAUUCUCCUUCCUCCUCUUCUUCCUCCUCAUCUGAUGUACUCAGCGGCAAGUUCUCGUGGAAGGUCCACAAUUUCGGUCUCUUCCGUGACAUGAUAAAGACACAGAAGAUAAUGAGCCCCGUUUUCCCUGCCGGUGACUGCAACCUUAGAAUCAGCGUCUACCAGAGCUCUGUAUCCGGUGCAGACCAUCUCUCCAUGUGUUUGGAGAGCAAGGACACGGACAAAACCCUUCUCCCUGACCGCAGUUGCUGGUGCCUUUUUCGGAUGUCCGUGUUGAGCCAACGCCCCGCUGGAACCAACCAUAUUCACCGCGACUCUUACGGCCGCUUUGCGGCUGACAGUAAGUGUGGGGACAAUACCAGCCUUGGCUGGAACGAUUUCAUGAGAAUGUCUGAAUUCUUGGACCAUGAGGCUGGCUAUCUUGUUGAUGAGGCGGCAGUGUUCAGCACCUCCUUCCAUGUCAUCAAAGAGUCGUGUAGCUUCUCCAAGAACCCUGGUUUGAUGCUUGGGGGAAGGGUCUCUGCAAGGAAGUCAGACGGCCAUUUCGGUAAGUUCACCUGGAGGAUUGAGAAUUUUACUCGGUUGAAGGACCUACUAAAGAAGAGGAAGAUCACUGGACUCUGUGUGAAAAGCAGGAGGUUCCAAAUUGGCAACAGGGACUGUCGCCUCAUAGUUUAUCCCAGGGGUCAGUCACAACCGCCAUGCCACCUCUCAGUUUUCCUUGAGGUCACUGACUCUCGGAACACAACCAGUGAUUGGAGUUGCUUUGUGAGUCACCGGCUUUCAGUUGUGAAUCAGAAAAUGGAAGAGAAAUCAUUGACCAAGGAAUCACAAAAUCGCUAUUCCAAGGCAGCAAAGGAUUGGGGCUGGCGUGAAUUUGUUACCUUGACUAGCCUUUUUGAUCAGGAAUCUGGUUUUCUUGUCCAGGACACAGUUGUGUUCUCAGCUGAGGUUCUUAUAUUGAAGGAAACUUCGAUAAUGCAAGAAUACUGUGAUGCGGAGUCCUUGUCAAAUUCUGGAAUGACCUCUUGUACUCAAAUUGAUAACAUUUCAAAAAGGGGUGCAUUCACUUGGAGGGUGGAGAACUUCUUAUCCUUCAAGGAAAUCAUGGAAACUCGGAAGAUCUUCAGUAAAUUCUUUCAAGCUGGUGCUUGUGAGCUGAGAAUAGGUGUCUAUGAAUCUUUUGAUACAAUAUGCAUAUAUUUGGAGAGUGAUCAAUCAGCUGGUAGUGAUCCUGAUAAAAAUUAUUGGGUUCAGUAUAGAGUAUACAUGGCUGUGGUUAACCAGAAGAACCCUGCUAAAACUGUGCAGAAAGAAUCUUCUAUCUCUACCGAAGCAAGGAAUAAUUCUUUCCUCCAGUUUAUGAAGGUGUCGGAUAUGCUCGAAUCUGAUGCAGGCUUUCUUUUGCGUGAAAAGGUGGUAUUCGUAUUUGUUUGUGAAAUCAUAGAUUUCUGCCCUUGGUUUGAGUUUUGUGAUCUAGAGGUUUUAGCUUCUGAGGAUGAUCAGGAUGCAUUGUCAACUGACCCUGACGAACUAAUAGAGUCUGAAGAUAGUGAAGGCAUUAGUGUUGAUGAAGAUGAUUUGUUUAGAAAUUUUCUUUCCCAAGCUGGUUUUCAUCUCACUCACGGGGUUAAUCCAUCUCAGCCUCAGGUAACUCUAAGAGAAAAGCUUCUAAUGGAUGCAGGUGCAAUUGCUGGAUUUCUGACGGGCUUACGCAUUUACCUGGAUGACCCGGCUAAAAUAAAGCGCAUGCUUCUUCCCACUAAACUAUCUGGAAGUGAUGUUAACAAGAAGGAUGUAGAGGCAGGCGAUGCAGACCCUCCUAGUUUAAUGAAUUUGUUGAUGGGGGUCAAAGUCUUACAACAAGCUAUCAUUGAUUUACUUCUAGAUAUAAUGGUUGAGUGUUGCCAACCUUUAGAAGGAAGAAAUGAUUGUGAUUCUGAAGUAAGCCCAAACGUUUGUUCAGAUUCUAAUGGAGCAAGUUCACCAAUCGAGCUCACCGGGGAAAUUGAGGUAACAGAGAAUGCCCAGCGUUAUUUGUACAGAACAAUGGGAUCUGCAACUGUUGAAGUUGCUCAUUCUCAAGCAGUUCAGAGUUCAGACUUGCCUAUGAUCGAGACUUCUGGCAAAAAUAACCCUGAUCAGAUCAUAUUUCCUCCAGAAACUUCUGCUGAUCUUUCCACUGAUGAUAGCUUUCUGCGAGUUCCCAAGACAAAUUGGCUGGAACAAUCUGAGGAACUCUUAGGAUUGAUUGUCAAUUCACUGAGAGCUCUAGACAAUCCUGCACCUCAAGGAUGCCUUGAACCUAGGAGACAUCCUCAAUCUGUGCAGAAGAUUGCAAUUGUGCUGGAUAAAGCUCCUAAGCAUCUUCUGCAUGAUCUGGUUGCCCUGGUGCCUAAGUUGGUGGAUUAUUCAGAGCAUUCGCUCGCUGCUUAUGCGCUUCUAGAUUUUCUUCAGAAGUCAGAUGCGGAGCCUUCACUACUAAGUCCGGUUUUUGGUGCUCUGAGUCAAUUGGAGUUUGGCUGUGAUGUUUGGGAACAUCUAUUAUUUCAAGCGCUUGAGAUUCUAACAGAUUCUCAUGAUGAAUCCCUUGUGGCAGUGAUUUCCUUUGUUUUUAAAGCUGCAGCUCGGUGUCAGCAUUUUCCUCAGGCUGUCAGAGCUGUACGUUCUAGGCUGCAAAGUCUUGGCACCGAUGUCGCAACCUGUGUGCUGGAUGUUUUAACGACAACCAUGCAUACUUCAACAGAUAUCGCGGCACUAUUUUUAAGAGAAAUCGACUCUGAUUGUGAACCUGAUGGAAGCUGCCCGGCCACAACUUGUGGACAUUUUUCCCACGGUGUUAAUGGACUUCCCACAGAACCUACAGAUGAAAGUCAGGAACGUAUUAUAGAUGGGUGCCUGCAUAUCUGUGAUGUUUACAUAUUGGUUGAGAUGUUAUCUGUCUCUAAUCUGUUUGCUGAAACUUCAGAGGUUUUUGAAAAAGCUUUGCUUAAAGGGGCUAUUGGACUCCAAUCAAUUGCCAUGGUUUUAGAAAAGCGUCAUUCUCACAAGUUAGAUGUUAGAUCUAAGCUUUCUGCCGAUGAUCCGAAUGACAAGCAAGUUCUAGUCGGUGGAAAUGACGAGCAAUUUUCAUUCCAUGAGGAUGAUUUUUCAUCAAUUCUUUCGCUCGGUGGAGUAUUAUCUGUGUCUCGACAUCCCAGAGUUCAGGAUUUUGUGAGGAUGCUGUAUGCAAUAAUGUUUAAAAUAUACUCUGAAGAGCACUACAAACUUAGGAUGUUGAAAGGACUUGUUGAUCGUGCAGCUAAUAAUACAUCAGAGAGCUGCGAAGGAUUUGAUAUUGAUAUGGAUGUUUUGGUUUUCCUUGUGAGGGAGGAAGAAGGGAUUGCUCGACUUGUUCUUAACAUGAUGCGUGAAGUUUCUCAGCUUGCACAGGUUGAUCGUGCUUCGCUUUGGCACCAGUUGUGUGCCACGGAGGAUGAGCUUAUUCAUUCACGAGAAGGAUGGAAAGUCGAACAUGAUAAAUUGGUUAGGGAGAAGGCUGAUUUGGUUCAUAGUUUAAAGGAGUCUGAGGCGACUAAUUCCAUCCUUAAGAUUGAAAUGAAAGGUGAAUUGGAUCGCUUUUCUUGGAAAAAGAAAGAACUCACUGAACAGAUACUUGAUGUUGAAAAUCAACUUGAAUGGACCAGAUCAGAAAAAGAUGAGGAAAUAAAGAAGUUGUCUGCUGAACGGAGAGUCCUUCAGGAUCGCCUUCAUGAAGCAGAGAUACAACUUUCACAGUUGAAAUCUAGGAAACGGGAUGAGCUGAAGAGGGUUCUUAAGGAAAAGAAUGCAUUAGCUGAAAGAUUGAAGAAUGCAGAAGCUGCUCGAAAAAGGUUUGAUGAAGAACUAAAACGGUAUGCCACAGAGACAAUUAGUCGUGAGGAAGUCAGGCAAUCUCUUGAAGAUGAAGUUCGGAGAUUAACGGAGACAGUAGGACAAAGUGAAGGAGAAAAGAGGGAGAAAGAGGCACAAGUCACUCGAUGUGAAGCUUACAUCGAUGGAAUGGAGGCCAAAUUGCAGGCGUGCCGGCAAUACAUCCAAUCCCUCGAAGCUUCCGUUCGAGAAGAAAUGACACGACAUGCCCCACUUUACGGCGUGGGCGUCGAAGCCUUGUCAACCCCCGAGCUCGAGACGCUCGCUCGCAUACAUCAGGAUGGUUUGCUGCAGAUACAUUCGCUCCAGCAGCAGCGCAAAAGCAGCGGAAACUCGCUCGUAAGUGAUCACACACUCCCACAUCUCCACGGACUAUAUUCUGCACCGCCCCAACCGACCAUCGGCCUCCCUCCUUCGGUCGUUCCGAACGGCAUUGGGGUGCACGGAAAUGGUCACAUGAACGGUGCUGUCGGCCCAUGGUUCAAUAAUGCGACAUAGAAGAGGUAACUCGUGAAUUCAGCAUCCUCAUUUUCAUGGCUUAUAUAUAUAUAUAUAUAUAUAUUUCUUUAAUCGGUCGCCAACAUGAUUAUUGUGAUGGUUUUACAUUUGCAUCCCCUGCAAGGCAUUCCAGGUGGUCAUCUGAGCUGGUAGAACUGUGGGAUUUUAAGUAGAUUUCAAUGAAUUUGUGCCAUAUAAAUAAGUUAAAGAAGAUAGGAACUGGAGAGAUUCAAUAGUAUUGUAAUAGUUUUUUUUAGGGUAUGAAGAAAAUCCAAUAGAGCUAUCAGUUGAGAAUGAAAGCAAUGGUAAUUGACAGGUUAUCACAUAACUGGGGAUAGAAUUUUAUUUGUUGGUGAAGAAAUGAAGAUGCAAUUAUACUCAUUAUUUCAUGAUUUUCAG